AUGGAUUCAUCUGAAGGUAAUAAAAAAGCUAAUUCCCCUGCCGCUACUACCCCAGCUGAAAGUAAACCUGAUGCUCCAUCUUCUACUAAGAAUUCUUCCGGAUCUACAUCACCAAUUAAUAAAGAAAGUGGAAGAGAUUCAAGUAAAGGAAAUACAUCUGAAAACAUCAAAACUAAUGGUCCUACCUCACCAGGAGGUAAAGGACAAACGAAAGGAAAUGAAGACAAAAAGAUAUUUGUUGGAGGAAUUCCUUACGAUAUAUCUAAUGAAGAACUUAGCAAAUAUUUUGCUCGUUUUGGGCCUGUUGCUCAAGUCCAAGUUAAAUAUGAUCGUCUAACCAAUAGAUCAAGAGGAUUUGCAUUUGUUGAAUUUGAAACAGCUGCUGGUUGUUCUAAUGCUUUAAGCGUUAGAGUACAAAAUAUCAAUGAUAAAACAAUUGAAGUUAAACCAGCUAAAUCUCGUGAAAACAAAAAAGUUUUUGUUGGGGGACUUCCAUCGGAUUUCCCAGAAGCUGAUUUAAAAGUACAUUUUGAAAAAUUUGGAAAAGUCGAAGAUAUUGAAUGGCCAUUUGAUAAAACAUCAAAAGUCCAUAAAAAUUUUGCUUUUGUUGUUUUUGAAGAAGAAGCAGCUGCUGAUCGUGCUGCUGCUGAACAGAAACAAAUGUUUGGUGUUCGUGAAUGUGACGUUAAAAAGGCCGUUCCUCAAGGAAAACGUUUCGUAAGUAAUCAUCGUAAUUUGCAAACAUUGAGAAACUUUAGUGGAGCUUAUCGUUGUCAAAUGAAUAUUGCUAACCCUAAUUGGUACCCACAAGGUUGGAAUGGAUUGGCAAGUGGUCCUAUACCAAAUUACAAUCCAGCUGGUUGGGCUCCUGAUUGGUAUCCAAGUACAAUUUAUCCACAAAAUGGAUCUGGUGGAUAUGGUGGAUAUCAAAAUAAUGGUAAUACAGGAUACGAAAAUUAUGCUUCUAAUGGAGGAAGAAAUAAUCAACGUUACCCUCAAACACAAUUUCAAUGA
Messenger RNA from Strongyloides ratti, 1014 nucleotides. Its product is annotated as RNA-binding protein squid. The record is from RefSeq and is a predicted model, not a curated record. NCBI's taxonomy places the organism in Eukaryota, Metazoa, Nematoda, Chromadorea, Rhabditida, Strongyloididae. The transcript has a single exon. Bases 1 to 1014 code for a protein of 337 amino acids. Gene Ontology annotation, molecular function: RNA binding.